Molecule: messenger RNA, 842 nt
Organism: Mytilus californianus (California mussel)
Lineage: Eukaryota; Metazoa; Mollusca; Bivalvia; Mytilida; Mytilidae
Product: transmembrane protein 267-like
Exons: 2
Coding region: 166-804 (212 amino acids)
Source: RefSeq, a predicted model, not a curated record
GACAUCCGUUGUAAACAAAAAAAUAUUUGUAACAUGCAUGACAUACCAAUUGGAAGUUUGUAUCUUUACAAAACAUGUGAUGGUAUAUUGUAACUUCUUAAUUUCGAAUGAUAUAUGUUUUUUUCUUCAUAUUCAUUUCACAUAUCAAUCACCUAAAUUACAGAAAUGACUUUCAUACUAGCAAUUAUGCGAUGCGUUUGUUUUGAGCUCAUCUUAUUUGCUGCAUGUUUGUUUGGUGAUAAUUAUAUUGGAACAUUUGGAUUUUCAAUAUUUGGAUUGAGUAACGAACUUUCUAAAGCUUUACUGGAUAACUUAACACAUGGAUUUGUCGGAUAUUUCACUUGGGCGAUUAUAGUAGAUUUAUCGGAUUGCGGAAAGGACCUGAUCGAAUGUUCCGGAUGUAUGAUGUUAGCGAUGGUGAUCGAUGUAGACCAUUUUAUUGCUGCAAGAUCUAUUAAAUUAAAGUCUGCAUUGUCACUUUCCAAAAGACCGAUAUUCCAUGCUUCAUCAAUUAUACCAGUAGCUGUUGGCUGUAUUUGGAUAAUAUCAUACCUGCGCUCCAACGACCUUCUGAAACGUCUUUCGUUAAUAUUUCUUGUUGCGUGGACGUCACAUCACAUACGAGACGGCACGAGACGAGGAUUAUGGUUUCCUCCUUUUGGAAGUACUCAGCCUUUACCGAAGACAACAUAUGUAAUUCUGAUUAUGUUUUUGCCUUUAUUAUUACGAAGUGUGCUAUAUUUGACGGAGCAACGACAGAGUUACAGCAAUCUUUCUAUACAACGUGAACUGGUAAAAGUGUAACACGCGAUUAGGUUUAUAAAAUAAAUAUGUUGACAUUU